AUGAGCAAAAUAUACUUCGUGGCUAUAGUAGGCUCGAUAGGGCCGAUUAGUGCCGGUCUUUUUUUUGGCUGGGCAUCGCCUAGCCUGCCAAGAUUAAUUGCCGAUGGCGAUGAACUUCCGCAUCUGAGCGUGGAGGAAGCUUCUUGGGUAGCGUCUACACUUAUUAUUGGUUCGUUCUUUGGUGCCUUUGUCGGUAUGUUCAUCAUGAACUUCAUUGGUAGAAAAAACAGCAUGAUAACUACAACUGUGCCAACAACAAUUGGUUGGCUAAUGAUAGCCUUCGCAACUUCGCCAUGGGAAUUGUACAUAGCGAGAUUCAUAUGCGGAGUAUCCUUUGGUAUCAUAUAUCUAAUAACGCCGGUAUAUUUGGGCGAGAUCUCGCCGGCGAAAAUCCGCGGUAUUUUGGGAAUGAUCUGUGUAGUAUCUAUGAAAUGCGGCACUCUGUUCGCAUAUGUGAUAGGCCCGUUUCUCUCUAUAAGAAACUUUUCUUUCGUGUGCAUGACGAUACCUGUUUUAUACGUGAUCACUUUCAUUCGGUUCAUGCCGGAAUCUCCGUACUAUCUGAUGCGUCGUAAUGACAGGCAGAAGGCCGUAAAAGCUCUUGUCCAACUCAGAGGCAAUGAAAAUGUCAGCAAAGAGGCGGACAUUAUCGAGCAAGUCGUGAAAAUCGAUCUGGCGAACGAGACUGGAUUCAAAGAAAUUUUAUUUGUCCCGGGUAAUCGCAGGGCCAUGCUGACCGUGAUAGGUGUGUCUAUUAUACAACAAUUCAGCGGCGCCCCGGUCUUCCUACAAUACAGCGAAACUCUCUUUAAUCAGACGCACACAAAUCUGGAAGGAAAAUAUUUAACUAUCAUACUAGGUUGCGUGCAAGUGAUAUCCAUGUGCGUGUGUAUGAUUCUAAUUGAUUAUUGCGGCAGGCGAAUACUGCUGAUGAUCUCUUCGCUCGGAAUGGGCUGCUCGACCGCGAUGGUCGGAGCGUAUUUUUAUCUUCUAUCUAUUCACGCGAAUGUCGACAAUUUGGAGUGGUUUCCAGCCACCGGUACAAUCUUGUUCAUGAUCUUAUACUCCGUGGGCUUUAGCUCGCUUCCGUUCACUCUAUUCGGCGAGCUCUUCCCCACGAACGUCAAGGCUCUCGCUGGCCUGAUAUUCGUAUCUAUUUGCAAUCUCAACGCUUUUAUCGCGAUCAAAUGGUAUCCGACCAUGUCCAACAGUGUCGGAACACACGUGGUUUUCUGGUUCUUCACCAUUCUCAAUCUCUUAGGCUUCGUCUUCAUAUUUGCUUACGUACCUGAAACCAAAGGUAAAACGCUGGAGCAGAUACAGGAGGAGUUGAACGUCCAGAAGAAGCAGGUUGACAGCUGA
Dinoponera quadriceps is the source of this 1362-nucleotide messenger RNA. RefSeq names its product facilitated trehalose transporter Tret1-like. The coding region runs from base 1 to 1362 and encodes 453 amino acids. The transcript has 4 exons. Gene Ontology annotation, biological process: carbohydrate transport; transmembrane transport. The record is from RefSeq and is a predicted model, not a curated record. Gene Ontology annotation, cellular component: membrane. NCBI's taxonomy places the organism in Eukaryota, Metazoa, Arthropoda, Insecta, Hymenoptera, Formicidae. Gene Ontology annotation, molecular function: sugar transmembrane transporter activity.